Messenger RNA from Cercocebus atys (sooty mangabey), 1188 nucleotides. Its product is annotated as atherin-like. The coding region runs from base 1 to 681 and encodes 226 amino acids. The transcript has 3 exons. The record is from RefSeq and is a predicted model, not a curated record. Lineage: Eukaryota; Metazoa; Chordata; Mammalia; Primates; Cercopithecidae.
AUGGGCUCAGCUGCGGCGCGGGCUCGGGGCCAGCGUUCCUCGGGUCCGGCCGUCGCCGGUGCCGCGGGGCUGUCGCGGAGCCCGGGACUGGCCCCCACAUCCCCGGGCGCGGCGCGGAGAGGUGCGGAGGACGCGGACCCUGAGAGAAGUGAGUUGCAGGCGCGGCGACCCAGUGGCGGGCCGGGCAGGCUCGGGGUGGGGUCGCGGGGCGCGCGCGGGGUGGCGGGGGGCGCGCCCAGCCCUCCCUUCCCCUCUCCAUCCCCGGCGCCCCCUUUCGUCCCCGGGGACUUACGGCGGCCGCGGGCCGCGGGCGCGGCGGAGCUCGGCCGGCGGCGGCGGCGGCGGCGGCGGCGGCGGCUAAGGGGAAGCCCCUGUCGCCGUGCUGAGGAAGAGAAGCCGUGGUGCUGUGGGGAGGGGACCCGGCUGGCGGAGGGCAGGCUUAGGCGGAGAGGGGAGGGCGAGCUGACAGACCCCGCCCCGGGGGCUGGACGAGGGAGGAGCCGGGGCUGCGGCGAGCUGAGGGGCGGGCUAGGCGACGCGCGGGAAGCGGCUCAGCAGUUGCCAGCGGCACCGGAGGCAGCGCAGGUUGUGACUAUUCUUGAAAGGAAUUUUACAAGCUGGAGUCCUAUGUGGCAACCAUCAAAGAUACCUGGACAGAAAGACCAUCAGCCAUCCAGUUAACAAUUCAUCAAUUGAUUUAAAUUAAAUAUUUCUAUGCCAUUUGUAGACAUAAACUAUACUGAAAUCCUCUGUAUUGCUUUUCUAUUAUGCGUAACAAAUUACUGUAAAACUUUGUGACUUAAAACAACAAACAUUUAUUAUCUCAUAAUUUCUGUGGAUUGAGAAUUUAGGAGCAUCUUAGCUGUGUAGUUCUGGCUCAGGGUCUCUCAUAGGAUUUCAGUCAAGAUGUCAAUUGGGGCCACAGUCAUCUGAGGGUUUGACCGUGGCUAGAAGAUUCACUUACAAGAUGGUUCACUCAUGUGGCUAUUGGCAGGAGGCCUCAGUUCCUCGCCACAUGGGCUUCUCAAAUUGUGGCUUGAGCGUCAUGACAGCUGGCUUUCCCCAGAAUGAGUGAUCCAAGAGAGAGAAGACAGAAGCCACAAUGUCUUUACAACUCAAGCUUUCAAUGUCGUACUCCAUCAUUUCUGCAGUAUCUUGUUGGCUGACAUGUCAGCCCUAUUCAGUGUU